This is a messenger RNA of Drosophila navojoa, 1216 nucleotides long. Its product is annotated as hatching enzyme 1.2. Gene Ontology annotation, molecular function: metalloendopeptidase activity; zinc ion binding. Gene Ontology annotation, biological process: proteolysis. NCBI's taxonomy places the organism in Eukaryota, Metazoa, Arthropoda, Insecta, Diptera, Drosophilidae. The record is from RefSeq and is a predicted model, not a curated record.
ACUAAAUGUGAAUGUGUGGUUGCCCGCCCAUGCGAAGGGCAGCAUAAAUCCGUUAUGCGUGAUUCGAGCGGCGUGGGCGAUGGUGUUAGCGACGUUGGGCCCCGACCAAUUGCCCGAGCCCAAUUACUUUCAAUUGUCGCUUUGUCGCCAGCCCAGAGCCGCACGGCCGUCUGGGCGCUUUGGGCAAAUAUAUAAAAGCGUUGAGACGAUCGGGAAGGUGUUUCUUUUGGCCAAACAAUGCCGAGACGCGCGCUUAUCAUUCUCUGGCUGGCCGUGGGCCUCGGCCUGGCCACGGCCAUGGGACGCUUCAAGCCGGCUGUGCCGCCGCCGCCACGCUGGGGCGCCAACAUGCAGAUGCUGCGCCGGCACAACAGUAUGCGCCGCCUUUGACUUCUGGUCGGAGAACAGCGAGACGAACAUCUGGGAGCACAGCGGCCUCUUCGAGGGCGACAUCAUGCUGCAUCGCGAGCUCUUGCGCAACGGACUGCUGAACGAGCGACAGACGUGGCCGGAUGCCGGCGUGCCGUUCUACAUAGACGCGGAUGACUUCACGGCCAACCAGACAAUGGUCAUAUUGAAGGCGUUCAAGGAGUAUCACGAUCGCACCUGCAUACGGUUUCGGCCAUACGAGAAGGGCGACAAGCACUGGCUGCUCAUCAAGGGCAACUACUCCGGCUGCUGGUCGAGCGUCGGCCGGCGGCAAGGCGGCCAAAUACUCAAUCUCAAUACGCCCAAAUGUGUCACUCACGGCGUGAUCGUUCACGAGCUGCUGCACGCUUUGGGCUUCUACCACCAGCAGAGCGCCACCGAGCGCGACGAGUAUGUGAAGAUCAACUGGGAGAAUAUCUUGGAUGGCCACGCCCACAACUUUAAUAAGUACGCCCGCACCCACAUCACCAACUUUGGCGUCGAGUACGACUAUCAGAGCGUCAUGCACUACAGCUCCCUGGCGUUCAGCAAGAAUGGAAAGCCAACGAUUGAGCCGCUGGAUCCAUACGCCUCGCUGGGCCAACGACGCGGCCUGUCCGAGAAGGACAUAUCCAAGCUGAACGAAAUGUAUGAACAGGACUGCAAUAGCAGCGAUCUGCUGGGCCUCGAUGUCUUUGGGAGCUACCUGGACGAGCUGCUCGACUAUUUUCAAGGCAAUCUGCAGGGUCUGUUUGGCUAGACAUGGAUUACGAUUUAUUGAGCAAAUACAAUUAAUUUGAGUAAUAAA